CAUCGAAGCGGGCCGCUGGCUGACUUUCCUGUGUUCACUGUUUGGAGUUUGACUACUGCGAGGUAGAAGGAGAGGGUAUACUAAUGUCACAUACCUCAAACGGGGGGAAAUGCUUUGGGGUAUUGAAUAACAACCUACCGGAGGUUUUUCCAGCCACUCUUUUACGCUGAAGGACGUGAAUUAAACCGGUUUGUUCACGACAAAGCCAUGGAUCCUUCACCUACAGGAAACUUGUCCACACCAAAACUCAACUCUUCCUSUUUGACCACCAUGAGGCCGGGCACUUCCUCCCUCGGCUUGUCCGCUACCGCGUCGACUCCGGACCAGAAGAAGCCCAAACUCACGAUGCCAACCCCUCCGACCACUCCCUCAUCGUCCCCCUCCACAGCUUCCCCUCGUUCACGUCCGAGUCUCUCUUCUCGCUCUUCCUCCCUCUCCUCACCGACGUCCUCGUCCCCUUGCCAGCCCACCAGAAGCCUCUCUCAGUUGGGACGAUCCCAGCUCAAUGCGGCCUCGGCUGCUGCGGCGCCACAACCACCUGGCUCGCCUGAACCGGAUGAGCCAGAGGAGGAGUUCAGUUUUGAAGACUUGGAGGAGAAAGCAAAGUCAGGUGAUGCUAAAGCACAAACAAAGAUGGGUCGUUACUUUCUGGCCCUGGCAGAAGAGGGCGACGAAGAACUGAAUCACUGCACGGCGGUCACUUGGCUGGUCCAGGCUGCCAAACAGGGCCGCAAGGAUGCUGUCAGACUGCUGCAGCAAUGCUUAGCUUCCAGGAAAGGCAUCACUUUGGAGAACUCUGAGGAGGUGAAGAAGUUGUGCACYGAGACACGUUUUGAGCGGGGAGUCAGGAAGGCGGCUCUGCUCAUGUACUGGAAGCUGAAUCCAGAGAAAAAGAAGAAAGUGGCCAUUUCUGAGCUGCUGGAGAAUGUCGAACAUGUCCACGCAGAACCAGGCACACCCAUCACCUCAGGUCCACUUAACAGUUCUACCAAGAAACAAAGGCGUGUCCUGGAGACCAUGGUUACCAGUGAGGCCAGUUCCCAUGUGGGUCUUGAGGAUUUCGUGGAGAUGACAAAGAGAUAUGCUCAGGGGAUUGCACCGUCACCAGUCAUGGCUGCUGCAACAGAUGAUGAUGACGAUGAUGAGGAUCACGUGGUCGUGAAAAAUCCUGAUGAGCUGCCCCUACAUCAGAAGAUGUUGAAGUUUCCUCUCUACGCCCUGCUGGAAAUAAAGGAGCAUCUGAUCGACUGGGCGUCGCGAGCCGGCAUGCAGUGGCUCAGCGCCCUGAUCCCCACUCACCACAUGAACGCGCUCGUCUUCUUCUUCAUCAUCUCCAACCUCACCAUUGAGUUCUUCAUCUUCCUCAUUCCUGUGCUGGUUUUCUACCUCUCCUUCUUCUCCAUGGUCAUCUGCACGCUGCGUGUGUUUCAGAAUUCGAAGGCGUGGGAACAUUUCCGGGCCCUCACAGACCUGCUGGCUCAUUUUGAACCUGGACUUGAUCUGGAGCAGGCAGAGACAAACUUUGGAUGGACACACUUGGAACCUUAUCUGUACUUCCUGCUCUCUGUAGUCUUUGUUGUUUUCUCCUUCCCCGUCGCAGAUAAAUCUUGGAUUCCCUGCUCUGAGCUGGCGGCCAUCGCCCUCUUCUUCACCAUCACAGCCUUCCUCAGCCUCCACGCCUCUGCUCAGCUCCUUGCCCGUAAAGCCCUUUUCACGGAGGUCCUCUCUGGAGCGUGCUCUCUCACUAAGCUCUUGCCAGAGUCCGUGUGGUUUCUCCGGAUCUUCGGGACGACGUUCAUCACGCUGCCACUCGGCGACAUCGUGGCGUUAAACGUGGGAGUGCCAUGCCUCCUGUACGGACACCUUUUUUAUCUCCUCUUCCGUAUGGCCCAGCUGAGAGGUUUUAAGGGCAUCUACCUGUGCCUGGUGCCUUACCUGGUUUGUUUCACCUGGUGUGAGCUCUGCUUGGUGUUUCUCAACAAUGCCACCACUAUAGGACUCAUCCGGACCUGCGUGGGUUAUUUCCUUUUCAUAUUCGCCCUUCCCGUCCUGUCGCUGGGCGUGGCUGCGAUGCUUAUGAUCCAGUUGGUGCAGUGGUUCCUCACCCUAGAGCUGGCCAAGAUGGCGGCGACACUAACCGUCUGCUGUGUUCCGGUCGUGCUGAGGCUUUGGACUCGCUUCAGCCUCAACCCCGUCACGGUUCUUCGGUCGUUGUCACGGAGCAGCAUCGUGAAGCUCAUCUUGGUGUGGCUGAGCGCGGUGGUGCUGUUCUGCUGGAUGUACGUCUACAGGUCCGACGGCAUGAAGGUGUAUAACUCGACCCUGACGUGGCCUGAAUACAGCAACCUCUGCGGGCCUUUGGCGUGGAAAGAGUCCAACAUGGCCCAAACCCAGAUCCUCUGCUCUCAUCUUGAAGGGCACCGGGUCACCUGGACAGGACGCUUUAAGUACGUCCGUGUGACCGACAUCGAGAACGGGCCGCAGUCCGUUAUCAACCUGCUGCCCGUCUUCGUAGCGGACUGGAUGCGGUGUCUGUACGGGGAGCCCUAUCCCCUGUGUGUUAAAGAGAACCCCCCCACUGAACCCUAUCCCCGGCCCGCCCCGGCUCCUCCUCUAGAAGACCCGCUCUGCAAACUGAAAAGACUGGCCAAGCAUCAGUGCCACAUCAAACGCUUUGACCGUUACAAGUUCGAAGUCACGCUGGGCAUGCCGCUGGAGAGGAAGACCAGGAACGGGACGAUCGUCGAGGAUGAAGACGCAACUAAGGACAUCGUCCUGCGGGCAAGUAACGAGUUCAAGUCCGUGCUGUUGCACUUGAACGCCGGCAGCCUGGUGGAGUUCAGCACCAUACUGGAGGGUCGAUUGGGCUCCAAGUGGCCCGUGUUUGAAAUGAAAGCCAUCCACUGCCUCUCGUGCGGCGAUGCCCGCAUCCUCAGCCGCAAACAGUACAAGAUUGAGCACGACUGGAGACGCACGGCUCAAAGCGCCCUCCAGUUUGGCUUCGACUUCUUCCUCAACCCAUUCCUGACAGCUCGGUUGGAGGAGCACUCGGAGUCGGAGGCUGAAGCGGCAGUACCGGAGGGCGGGUAGAGGGYAACACGCGUUUGAGAGAAAAGAUGCCUCCUGAUGAUGAAAGUAGGGAUGUCCCGAUCCAGAUUUUGGCUCCUGAUACAAUCCGAUUUUUUUAAUGAUUAGUCUUUCCCGAUACCGGUCCAAUACCGAUCCGAUAGCUUUAUUUCUUUAUUUCUUUCCAAGUGACAAGGUUGGRAGUGUUAAAACGAGCCCUGCUGUUCCCACCACGAGAAACAUCCAGUUUGCAGAUUUUGCAAGAUGCAGUUUCAGCAACAUUGUUUUCCCAUUGAAAAGUGUUCCCACACUGUGGACAUGGUUGCAUACUUGUGUGCGUCUUGACUUCUUAACGGCAGUUGUAAAGCACGAUGAUGCUGAAAACUGUUGCAAAAACUGGAUCGGCCCGAUCACAUGACUAAAUCCGAUUCUUCCCGAUUUUCAAAAAAAUGGCCAUAUCUGC
Austrofundulus limnaeus is the source of this 3529-nucleotide messenger RNA. It is a transcript of the gene wfs1b, whose product is annotated as Wolfram syndrome 1b (wolframin). Gene Ontology annotation, biological process: calcium ion homeostasis; endoplasmic reticulum unfolded protein response. Lineage: Eukaryota; Metazoa; Chordata; Actinopteri; Cyprinodontiformes; Rivulidae. Gene Ontology annotation, molecular function: protein binding. Gene Ontology annotation, cellular component: endoplasmic reticulum membrane; endoplasmic reticulum. The record is from RefSeq and is a predicted model, not a curated record.